AUCCCACUGGCAAAGCCAAUUGUCCUUGUUUUUCUUUUUCUUUUCGCCCUGAAUUACCUCUGGUUUCCUGUCAUACGUGUAGCUCGAAUCCUUGAAGCGAAUCCCCAUGAUUUAACUCCAAACCAUGUCGAAGAGCACCAUCAUCAGCCUUUACCAAACGGUUCGCUCCGAAGCUGCGUCAAUUUUUCUUGCCACUUUCAGACUCAACAUUGCGAUCAAAUCAUGUCUGUGUGAAUUGCAAUAAUUGGCAAAUUAGGGUUAGGAAAUCAGGCUUUGAUGAAAAUGUCACAUGACACUGGUUCUGGUCGCGUUAUCGAUAAAGGACCAAUCACGAGGUCUGCCAGAGAGGCAUUGUCGAAGAAAGUGGUUGUGAACCAUUCUACCACUCCUCAUCGUAAGUCCGAACGGCUUGAGAAGAGGACACCGCCAAAGCUUGCAGUUAGCACCAAAUCUGAGAAGCAGAAGAAGAGGAUGGAGAGUCCGAGUCCUUUGAGAAGAUCUGAGAGAACUAGGAACGCUUCUCUUUCGGAUCCUUCAGUUUCUAAAUCCAAAAGUUCGGGUUCGAAGACGCCUUCGAAAAAGCACGUCGCUGCGAAGCACUCGGCAAUUGAGGCUAGCGAUGGCAGCGAGGAUGAGGAACGUGACAUGGAAGCUUCCUCGAAAAUUAAAGUUAAGAGAAUGGAUGCGCGUGCGUAUCGUGCUAUCUUUGAACAAGCAAACAAAGAUUGCCUUGGUGAGUCAAGUGGGGUAGAUAGGUCAACUAAAGAAGGUGAUGAUGAGGGUGGGGGCAGGAUUGAUGAAUGCUUUAAAGGAAAUUGUUUAGAUUCUGCCAAGGAUGAUAAAGGUAGUUUGCCACCUGAAGAUGCCAAAGGCAAAGAGAUGAGAGCUGGGUCUAAGUUGAGUGGGCCCGUGAAAGAACUAUUAGAGAAUAAUGGUUCUGCUGGUUCAUUGCUACCAUCUAAUGCCACAACUCAUGAGGCCAGUGGAGCACCUGAAAAGGUUCAGUCUGGUUCCUGCAAAGAGGAGAUGUCAGGGUCAAGGGAUUCCAUUUUAAAUGAAAAUUUGAUUAGCAGAUGUGCUGAGCAUGAGAAGGGUGAAAAAUCAAUAUCUUCUAAGCGAAAAAAAACUAUGGUGGACAUGCAUUCAGAUGAUUCUGAUGUGGAUAGGUCAACUAAGGAAGGCAAUGGCGAGGGUGGGGGCAAGACUGAUGAGUGCUUUAAAGGGAACUGUUUAUAUUCUGCCAAGGAUGAUAAGGGUAUUUUGCCACCCGAAGAAGCCAAAGGUGAAGAAAUGAGUUCUAGGCUAAAGUUGAGCGGGCUUGUGAAAGAACUGUUGAAAAAUAAUGUGACUGUUGGUUCAUUGGUACCAUCUAAUGCUGCAACUUAUGAGACUAGUGGGACACCUGAAAGGGUUCAGCCUGAUUCCUGCAAAGAGGAAACGUCACAGAUGUCAGGGUCAAGGGAUUUCAUUUUAAAUCAAAAUUUGAUAAGCAGAUGUGCUGAGCGUGAUAAGUGUGAAAAAUCAAUAUCUUAUAAGAGAAAAAGAACUAUGGUAGACAUGCAUUCAGAUGCUUCUGAUGUGGAUAGGUCAACUAAGGAAGGUGACGAUGGGAGUGGGGGCAAGGCUGAUGGGUGUUUUAAAGGGAAUUGUUUAGAUUCUGCCAAGGAUGAUAAGGGUAUUUUGCCACCUGAAGAUGCCAAAGGUGAAGAGAUGAGUUCUGAGCCAAAAUUGAGUGGGCCUGUGAAAGAACUGUCGAAAAAUAAUGUGACUGUUGGUUCAUUGGUACCAUCUAAUGCUGCAAAUCAUGAGACCGGUGGAACACUUGAAAGGGUUCAGUCUGAUUCGUGCAAAGAGGAAACAUCACAGAUGUCAAGGUCAAGGGAUUUCAUUUUAAAUGAAAAUUUGAUUAGCAGAUGUGCUGAGCUUGAUAAGGGUGAAAAAUCAAUAUCUUAUAAGAGAAAAAGAACUAUGGUAGAUAUGCAUUCAGAUGCUUCUAAUACAUUGGUUGAUGAUGGCAAUGGCAACUUGAUGGAGGAUGCUUGCUCAUCAAGGAUAUGCAGCAAUCUUGUGGGGACCAAUGGGCCAUGUUCCAAAAGGAUAAGGCAGAUCUCUUUACCCGAUGUGCAAAGGGAUCAGAGGAAAUUGACCAAUAAUGUUGAUCAUUCUUCUCCAAAAUCUAAUGGUGAAAAAUUGUCUACUAGGAAGAAGGAAGGAAAAUCUGGAGGUUCAGUGGAAUCCAAGAUAACUGAAGGGAACAUUGUUGAACCUGAGAAAAUAAGGACACAGCAGAGGAACUUACAUCUUUUACUGAAGCCAGAGAUAGCAAAUCUUUGUGAAAUUCUUUGUCUUCCGGACAAAGUCAAGAGUAUGGUUGAAAGUUGUCUUGAAUAUACUAUGAACAAUUAUCAGAUCUGUACUGAACCAGUGUCAAUAUUACAGGCUUUUCAAUUAUCUCUGUGUUGGACUGCUGCUGCUUUGCUAAACCACAAACUCAACUUUGAAGCUUCCCUCUCACUUGCAAAGCAGCACUUGAAUUUUGACUGUAAGAAAGAGGUGGUGGAUGAAAUCAAUUCAAGGCUUUGGGAUCUGAAAGAAAAUUUUUUGUCCCUCACAGGAAAUUCUAAAGUCACUGGCUCAACCAAAGUGUCUGAAUCAUCAAAUGGGGUUUAUUCAUAUACAGAAGUAACACCAGUGGUUGAAUUGCCCGAAAGAAAUAAUUCCAAAAAUAUUGAAAACAUUCAGAACCGUACACACCAGUGGGACGAGCUACUUCUGAUGCAACAAAAAGAGAAGCAAAAAUUGAAAAAAGAUAUUGAGAUUGAAAAUGCUGAUUUUGUGAGGAGGUACAAAAUUGAGUGGGCAGGUAUUCGAUCCUAUUCUCCUAAUGAUGUGAUGAGAAAAGAAAAACUCAAGGUAUUCAAUAGUGAAUAUGUUAAGAGAAUUGCAGAAUUGGAAAGGCAGCAUGAUAUACGUCUAAAGGAUCUUGAGGCCAUGCAAUUAGAAGCAAGGCAGAAGUUCCCAGAAUCUUCAGUUCCUGAUGAUUUGUUAAAUACAGCUGCUUCAAAGGAACUUGGGACUAGGCCUGAAUCCUUGCAAACACAUGAUCAAGCCCAGAAUCAUAAUGCUCCCAAAGCCAUUGUGUCUGAUCAUGUUGCUGAAAGAAAGAGUUUUGAUAUAGUUGAAGUUGUGACAAGAGCUGGAACUGGGGUUGGAUUAUCUGAAGGUCCCAACACUAAUUCCUGUGUAAUUGUACCAUGCAGUAGCCCAGUUGAACUGGAAAAUCCUCUGGUCAAACAUACUGGUGCUAGUGAGAUGGACAUAGUGGCCUCCAAAGAUGGACCAGGAUCUGAAAAUAAGUGCAAUCAUGCUGCUGAAAAUGAAUAUGACAGUCAAGGAAAUGUCUCUAAGCCUGCCAACUCCAGAGAACAGUGUUCUGAUGGAGCUAUUAACAUGGAAGACAAAAGUGAAGGGGGUGUAAAUUUCAGUUGUCAAUCUCGUGAUGACUGUGGGCAGGAUGCUACACCAUCAGUUCCUCUUCCAUCUAAUGAAGAGACUCAUGAGGGGAAAACAUCAGGUGUUCUGAGUGGAGAGGUGGCUCUUGCAGUGUGUAAAACCAGCAGUUCAAAUAAUGAUCAUGUUGAAGUUCCUUCUUCUGGCCAAGGGACACUUAGUGGAACAAUAGUGAGCAAGCCUGUUUGUGGUUUAUCAAUAGAAGUCAAGGCUAAUGGUUCCUAUGAUGAUGUGAAGAAUAUGACCCCCUUGAAUUCUGAAUCAUCUGAAGAACAUAUCCCAUGUAUAAGUACAAUGUGCAUGUCAAAUUGUGAGAAUGCUGCACAAAUCCAUGAGGUUGAUGGCAAUAAUGGUUCCAAUAAUGCUGGGACUCUGAACUCAACUUUGUCUGAUGAAAUAAUUUCCUCCCAGAAUCCAAAAUCACCUCAAGACCAUGCCCAUAAUGUAAAUAUCAUGUGCUUGCCAAAUUAUGAGAAUUCUGUACAGAUCCAUGAUGAUGAUGAUGACGGCAGGGGUUCAAAUAAUGUUAUUCUGAAUUCACCUUUGAUUGAUGAGAGAAAUGCUCAUGGGACCAUAGUAUUAAAUAAAGAUGUACAGGUGAAAAUGUCCGAGACUGUCAAUUUUACUCCAUCCACUGAGCAAAUAUCUGGAGGUGCAGUAGAUGUUCUAGUUUUAGAUAACGUGUUGUCAAGACCAUGUGGCGCUGGUAGUCCCAGCAACAGUUCUGAUGUUAAUGCUAUUGUUCUUUUGAAUCAACCACAGGAGAAACAAAAUCCUGAUGGAGUGUCAUCAAUUUUACCUGCUGGAGAAAUCCCAAGUGAAGUGUCAGAAACUAGUCAUAAAGUGGCCACUGAAAAUGUAUUAGAUGGGGAGGAAACUGGGGGAAUGCCCAGAACAGUGAAUUGUGCUGAUAAUCUUGAGAAUGUAGCUCCAAAUUAUUUAUUGAUGGAUCAAAUAUCUGAUGGUGGUUCAGUUUUAGAUGUAGUUGUAUCAUCAGGGCCUUGUACUACUAGUCCAAACAGUGGUUGUGCAUCUACAAUUUCUCUUUCAAAUCCACUUUCUUUACAGCAACAAACACACGAUAGAGUCUUGUUGACUGGACCCGAUGAACAAAUUCCAGUCUUGGUGCCAGAAAAUAGCCAUGAAGAGGCUGAAUAUCAAUUAACAGACAAUGCAGCAGUGGAUAAAAGUACCACAUCAGACCAGCAGGGAGGAGUAUGUAGAACCAUGACUGAAAACAGUGUGUCCCAGCAGACUCCAGUAUCUAGGUCAGUUGAUUCCAUGGAGCCUCUAGAACAAUUGCAGCCAUUAUCAUCUGUAGACUCCCCACCUGACCAAGAUAUUGGAAGAGAAGCACAGGACACUUUGGUAUCUAGUCCUAUUGAUAUUGUACCAACUAAUCAAUCCAUUCACGUUUUACCAGUCAUGGAGCCUCCAGAGCAGGAGGGCAUAUUACCUUCUGAAGGUUUCCUUUCUUCCAACCAGGCCCUAUGUCCUUUGGUGACUGGAACUGAAGACCAGCCAACCAAUGAAGAUCUUCUCCCCAGCCACAAUUCUGGGACAUCAAUUGAGAUUCAAAAUCAAGCUAUUGUCCAACAUGCGUCAAAUUUGGAACUUGAGUCAUGUUCUCGUCAAGUUGUGCAUCCAGCCUUAAAUUUGGACCUUGAUUCACCUAUGCUUUGUGGAGUCAGACCACAGUCUUCGGACAUAAGAAAUUUGCCAACUCAAGCAGAGAUUAAUAAUCAUCCUAUACAAACUGCAACCCAAUCAGCUUCCAUGCUUGUUUUGUGCCAGGAUCCGCUUAAAAUUGAAUUGGAAAGACUACGUAGAGUGACAGAGCAAAAUAUGAAAAACUAUGAAAAUAUGAAAUUGCAGUUGAAAUGCGAUUUUGAGAAGGAAUUUGAGGAACUUCGAAGGAAAUUUGAAAAUAAGGGCAAGGAGAUUGAGAUUGAAUUUCAGAAAACAAGGAAGAAUCUGGAUGCACAUCUUAACAUAGUUCUUGUUAAUAAGAUAUUGGCUGAGGCUUUUAGGGCUAAAUCCAUGGAUCUAAAAGAAGCUGGUGCAUCAGGAAUGGCACAAGAUGCAAGUCUUGGGCAGCAAUUAUUUCAGUGGGCAAGUCAGCAAAAUGCUACUCGGCCCUCUCUAGUUGCUGGUUCAUCUUCCUGUGGCCCUCCUGCACCCAUUUUGCAGGGUUCCUAUGCAGCAACUAGUUCUCAGACGAUAGCACCACCAGUACAGGCCACUUACAAUACAUCAGGAACUUUCUCAAGUGUUUCUGCAAGACUAUCUCAUAUCAACUCCAUGUCUUCCCCCUCGGGAAAUCUUCAAGCUGUUGGGGAGAUACGUUCUCCUGCACCGCAUCUCCAGCAUUUUAGACCAUCAACCUCAACAUCUGCCCCAGCCUCCAAUCUCUGUACAGUUCUCCAUGGGAGGCCAAUGCAGCCUGCACCCAGUAACGUUCCUGUGACUUCUUCCUCAUUUGCUCACAGGCCACCCCGGCCAACACCAGCAACUUUUCAGUCUGAUCCUCAUAGGGGGUAUUGCCCUGUGAGUACAGGUGGGUUACCCAUUCCUAAUUUAACUACCAUGAAUUUACGUGCUGAUGCUAACAGUCAACCUGGUACAAAUCUGCCAAAUGUUCUGCCACAUAUGCCAGAUUUGGCUUCAUUGAACCUAUCCAAAUUUGGCACAAGUACCAGCGUGCCGACUAACUCUGCCCCUCAAGCUACAUCCCCUGAUGUAGUCUGUUUAUCAGAUGAUGACUGACCACAGGAAGCGUUUAACUAUCUUCUUGCAUAUUGUCCUAACACUAGGCACUGAUAUAGCUGUUUCAUUUCGCUAAUUGAGGGGCUUCUAACAUGAAUUUAGGUGGCAGAUAUUAUUGUGAUGGCGAUGCCAUGCUCACCUGUUUUUAUUGUGUUUUAUUGUAAUUAUUAUUUAUCUUAAAUGUAUACCCAAUUGUAUGGUUCUCUGGAUCACAAUGGAUGCGUGUCUGCUUUUCCUUCUGGGAGAUGAAUGAGUGUUAAUUGAAAUGAAGCAUGUUGCUGUUCAUAUCAUAGGUAGUGCUAUUUUUUAUCUGAAAUUAUGGUUUUAUGUAAAUAAAUAUCUAAAUAUGCUCCUCCCGGCCAAAUAAUUCGUUAAUAAACAAAUUAAGAGUACCUUUCUGCACUAUGGAAAAAUUCAUAGUGCCCU
Molecule: messenger RNA, 6702 nt
Organism: Abrus precatorius (Indian licorice)
Lineage: Eukaryota; Viridiplantae; Streptophyta; Magnoliopsida; Fabales; Fabaceae
Exons: 9
Coding region: 277-6276 (1999 amino acids)
Biological process (GO): heterochromatin formation
Source: RefSeq, a predicted model, not a curated record